Molecule: messenger RNA, 2484 nt
Organism: Rhineura floridana
Lineage: Eukaryota; Metazoa; Chordata; Lepidosauria; Squamata; Rhineuridae
Gene: YPEL5
Product: yippee like 5
Exons: 3
Coding region: 256-621 (121 amino acids)
Source: RefSeq, a predicted model, not a curated record
GCGAGCGGGGAGAGGAGGCGAUGGACGGCUGCCUGGACGGACGGGUGAAGGGACGGGGCGGGCCGGUGCCGCCUCCCCCCGCUCCCUCGCUGCCUCUCCGCCCCGAAGGCACGUCGUGUGAGGAGGAGCCGUCGCCGCCUGCUCAUUGCUGCCGCCGCUCCUCCUUUCCUUCGGCCGACCCUCCCUCUUCCCCUUUUUUCUGACAACCCGCCGGCCGGGUUCCUGCUCCCCUCAGGGCUCUAGCAUUCUUUAAAUAUGGGCCGGAUUUUCUUGGAUCAUAUUGGUGGUACUCGUUUGUUCUCCUGUGCAAAUUGUGACACAAUCUUGACCAACCGCUCAGAACUUAUAUCCACCCGUUUCACAGGGGCUACAGGAAGAGCCUUUCUAUUUAACAAGGUAGUAAAUCUGCAGUACAGUGAAGUCCAGGACCGAGUCAUGCUUACUGGCCGCCACAUGGUUCGUGAUGUGAGCUGCAAGAACUGCAACAGCAAGUUGGGCUGGAUUUAUGAAUUUGCCACUGAAGACAGCCAGCGCUAUAAGGAGGGCCGUGUUAUCCUGGAAAGAGCUCUAGUCCGAGAGAGUGAGGGGUUUGAGGAGCAUGUUCCAUCUGAUAACUCUUGAAUGGACAUCUCCCUUGUCUCCAGUCUUUCUCUGUUGAAACUUAAAAAAAGAAAAAUCAACAAAAAAAUCUACUUGCAUACACUGUCACCUUAGCAUCAGCAUUGGAUUCAUGAACUAGAGAGUGGGAAAGAUUGUGAGAGAAUUUCAGAUGGAACUUACCUUUUUUCUUUUUUAUCCCCUUCUCUCAGUUCAUAGGGAAUGUUGAAUGGAUGCUCUAACUUGGCCUUUUUUCUUAUAAUCUCAGAUAUGUCAGCAUUUGAAGUUACAAAUCAUCUGAAAGGAAUUUGGAAUCUUUCUUUUAUUGGAAAGAAAUCAGUUGGAUUUUAGUUUGUAAAACCUGUUACAUCAAAAGGAAAUUUUAAGUCACAAUAUCUUUUAAUUUAUUUCCAUUUGUUGUCCGUUUUAAUUCAUUUUUAGCCAGACUUUUCACCUGAUCUGCUGGCUUAAGAAAAGGUCUGAAUUUAUGAUGAGUGCUAAAGGUUCAGUGUUUAGUCCAGUUUGUGCUGGCCGUUGAUUCAUAUUCUUGUUGGGUUCAUUGAUAGUACAGAACCUGUGCUUGUUUCUGUCCUUUUUCUUUUUGUAACCCAAAGAUGAUGUUAUUCCUCAUUUACUGAAGCACCCCUUCCACCAUAUGACUGGUGUUGACUUUUUUUUAAUAGGGCAAAACUGCUUGUCUCUUCAGUUUCCUGAUGUAACUUACACAAUUAUAUAAAGAAAUGGCUGUCCAGUCUUGUGUUGAUUUAAAACUGUUGGUAGUGAUGGGGAUUAAGCAGUUGCUGCAGCUUUUUUCCUGUUUGUUUUUUGGCUCACUUCCUUAAAUAGAAAUCUUAGAUUAUCCUCCCCUCCCUUUAAUCUGUAGCUUUGCUUUAAAAACUUGGCUAUAAGGAAGAAGGGCAUGCCAGUGUGUACAGUCAUGCAUACAGCCAGGCAUCUGAUCUACAUCUGUUUAAAUGGCUGACAGUAGGUGUACAAAUGUUACUUUUUAUAUCAAAGCUCUUACUCUUAGUUGCAUCUUUCCAUGGUGGUGCUGCACCUUUUACUGCUUUUACCAGCACAGUUUCAUCUGGCUGUAUGUAGUCACGGGUUAUCUGGUGCUUCCUGUGGCAGUUUCUUGUGUUGCAAUACUGGAUCUUGCUCAUUGGAGCAAACCUUUCUGUAGACUCUCCAUACUCAGGGGUGCCCAAAAGUUGCUGCCAGCAUGGCCUGCCAAGCUAUAUUUCUUGGAAGUCCAAGAGCUUUGUCUUAAAGUAUUAAUCACAAUUGUGUACUCUCCUUGUCAGCAUAGUUAUUUCAUAGAUAAGGUGUUUGCCUUACUGUAAUUGAUUUUUAGCAGUCUGAUAGCACCUGUUAGUUUCUGCCACUGAGCAAGGUAUGCAAAUAGAGCAUCCUUGUAGCUGGAGAAUUAAUGGUCAUUACUUCAAUCCUAACCACACUGGCACUGGCUGGGGUAAGGGGUUACCUCUGCAAGUGCCUUUAGGAAUACUGUUCCAUGAGCCAUGCCUCCCAUAUAUGACAACAAACUGGUGGAGGAGUUGUAAUUAUACCUUUCACACUCCACAGGUGGCACUCUGGCCAUUGAGAUGAACUUUGGGCACCCCUAUUAGCUUGAACUUACAAGUAGUUCUAAUAUGCAACUUAGAGGGAUAACAUGUAGAUUUGUGUCUUGGAGCUAAGUUGAAUCAGGAUACUUAAACAACAGUGUACUUGUGCCUCAGAUAGGUAAACUUUACUUUUGACUUCAGUAGAUCCCCAUUAUUUUAGUAACUCAGUUUCAUUUACCUGGCAAGUUGUGAUUGGCACAGUCCUGGAUGUACUCUACAUGUAUUUUUGAUGUUGCAGUACAAUAAAGUAUGUUUUGUCCUG